Kogia breviceps (pygmy sperm whale) is the source of this 822-nucleotide messenger RNA. The record is from RefSeq and is a predicted model, not a curated record. NCBI's taxonomy places the organism in Eukaryota, Metazoa, Chordata, Mammalia, Artiodactyla, Physeteridae.
GCCCCGCCCCCGGACGCAGAGAAAGCGCCGCGACAUUUCCGGCAGGAGUGCGAGUCCUCGCUCGUCGGCGAGUGUAGACGUUCGGGAAGGAGGUGCAGGCCUGGUGUGAUCUUCCAUUUGGACAGAGUGAAAGAGAACAAUGCAGAAGGACUCUGGCCCACUAGUGCCUUUACAUUGGAUCGGCUUUGGCUAUGCAGCACUGGUUGCUUCCGGCGGGAUCAUUGGCUAUGCAAGAGCAGGCAGCGUCCCGUCCCUGGCUGCCGGGCUCCUCUUCGGUGGAUUAGCAGGCCUCGGUGCCUACCAGCUGUCCCAGGAUCCAAGGAACAUUUGGGUUUUCUUAGCGAACAACCUCACCGUCUUCUUGAAGGAAAGACAGCAGCCGUCCCGUGGAGACUCCCUCAAGCCAUCGGCCUCUAAGCCUUCCCCUGUCACCGUUUCUCGUCUCCAAGGCUGGUCCCUCCACCAGGCUUUGAGUCCCUCCUGCUUCACCACCUCCGCAGCUUCCCACCGUCAGCGAGGCCGGCUCUUCCUCGUGUCCCGCCCCUCGUUGAUGCUCUGUUACAUCUGGAACCUUGGCUGCCAUUAUGGGAAUGAGAUUCUACCACUCUGGAAAAUUUAUGCCUGCAGGCUUAAUUGCAGGUGCCAGUUUGCUGAUGGUCGCCAAAGUUGGAAUUAGUGCGUUGGGUAAACCCCAUCAGUAGUAGCCAUGGCCCAGCUUGGACUCAUGAAGAAUUUUAAAAUGUUCACUAUUUUUAGCAUAUUAAGAUAAAUAAGUACAGCAUUUUCACAUAUUCUGACAUUUUACUUAAAACAAAAAACAAA